AAAUUUUCAUAAUACUUCAUUCUGCAAAGAAUUGAAUUGCAUAACAUCUAUAAAUUUAAAAUCCAAAACAUUGCUGCUAACUGAUUAGGACAACUGUACUUAAAAUAACAAAAUGAAUGCAAUUAAGAAGUGCACUUAUUUCAGGAGCAUUGGGGUUAGGGUUUUACAGAACAUCAGAAACAAAUCCACUGUUGUCAUUGAUCCCCCUGAUGAUGCCCAAAUUCAGAUUCCACCAUAUGUAGAGAAAGUAGGGGAGCCUCUUGAGCAGCGUAAAGCAAGACUCUUGUAUCAAUCCCGUAAAAGGGGAAUGUUGGAGAAUGGCCUUCUGUUGAGCACCUUUGCUGCUAAAUACCUGCAAGAAAUGAAUGCUGACCAAGUCCAGCAGUAUGAUCAAUUAAUUAACCAGCCUUCAAAUGAUUGGGAAAUCUUCUAUUGGGCGACAGGCGUGAAGCCAGUGCCAGCAGAGUUCGAUAAUGAUAUCAUGAAGAUGUUCAUUGAGCAUGUGAGGAACAACAACAGAGAAAAACGCAUCAGUCAACCAGACUUGUAUUAAACUAUCUUUAGCAAUAUGCAUGUUAGCCAAUUAUUUAUAACUUAUUUAAGAAUAAACAUAAAUAAAAUGUAAACCUUGAACGACAA
Nicrophorus vespilloides is the source of this 639-nucleotide messenger RNA. Its product is annotated as succinate dehydrogenase assembly factor 2, mitochondrial-like. Gene Ontology annotation, cellular component: mitochondrion. Gene Ontology annotation, biological process: mitochondrial respiratory chain complex II assembly; mitochondrial electron transport, succinate to ubiquinone; protein-FAD linkage. The record is from RefSeq and is a predicted model, not a curated record. The transcript is spliced from 4 exons. The coding region runs from base 113 to 553 and encodes 146 amino acids. Lineage: Eukaryota; Metazoa; Arthropoda; Insecta; Coleoptera; Silphidae.